GCCAUCUUGGCAAAGGGCGGAAGUUUUCUUGCGCAGCUCAGGCGAGGGAGCUGUUACACCUGGCAACGGGCAGCGGGGCCCGGUGCGGCUGCGCGGCCGGCUGUGGGAUGAGUCGCCUGCUGCUCUGCGUGACGUUGGCACUCAUGGGACUGCUGUUCUCCAGAAGCAUGGCCUGGACCUCCAGCGGGAAGACGCACCCCGAGCUGGUCAACAACCUGUACAAAAAAGGAAUCAUUAAAUCCCAGCGAGUCUUUGACGUGUUGCUGGCAACUGACAGAGGGCACUACAUCAAGUAUUUCCCAUACAUGGAUUCCCCUCAAUCUAUUGGAUACAAGGCUACAAUCAGUGCACCACAUAUGCAUGCCCAUGCAUUGGAGCUGCUGAAGGAUCAGCUUGUGGAAGGUGCAAAAGCACUGGAUGUUGGAUCUGGAAGUGGAUAUCUCACAGCUUGCUUUGCCAGGAUGGUAGGUCCAACAGGGAAAGCUGUGGGCGUAGAACACAUCAAAGAGCUGGUAAAUGAAUCCAUCAGAAACGUCAAAGAAGAUGAUCCAACUUUGCUCAGCUCUGGCCGUGUAAAACUCGUGGUUGGAGAUGGCAGGCAGGGGUACCCUGAAGAGGCUCCUUACGAUGCUAUCCACGUUGGAGCAGCAGCACCAACAGUACCACAGGAGUUGCUGAAUGAACUGAAGCCAGGAGGACGGCUAAUACUGCCCGUCGGUCCUGAAGGUGCAAACCAAGUUCUGAUGCAAUACGACAAAACCAGCGAUGGGCAGAUAAUUGAAACCCAGCUGAUGGGUGUGAUCUACGUUCCUCUCACAGAUAAGGAAAAGCAGUGGCCUCGGGAUGAAUUUUGACAGAUGGAAGGAUAUCUCUAAAGUCAUCUCAGAAAGUUCAUGAGUGGGACUUAUGGGACUUGUGGCUGUAGACGGUCUGUACAGUUUUGCUUUUUGAGUGGAAGCUGUAUCAGUGGAUGCAUGUAGUGCUGCUUUAAUGAGCUUGUUAUGGAGGAAUGGAGAAAAAGGAUGUUUCUCCAGCACAUGCUGUUGGAGGCAGUGUCUGGUUCCAGUGAUUUGAUCCAGAUAAUUCCAGAUAUGCUCUCUGUUAAGCUACAAAUAACAUCUAUUCACAGAGAAUUCCAAAAGCAUACAGGCAUACUUAAAACUUCACUAAAAAUACUCUUUAAUAUUGACUGCUCUGCCUCAUGCUUGGAGAAAAAUAAGACACAAUGCAAUGACCUACCCUCCUCUGUUUAAAUUUAAUUACAAGAGUGUGUCUUCCUGUUCUUCAUCUACUUACUUAAAGCUGCGGUAGCAACACUGCAAAUUUUGGAUUGA
This is a messenger RNA of Phasianus colchicus (ring-necked pheasant), 1334 nucleotides long. Its product is annotated as protein-L-isoaspartate(D-aspartate) O-methyltransferase-like. NCBI's taxonomy places the organism in Eukaryota, Metazoa, Chordata, Aves, Galliformes, Phasianidae. Gene Ontology annotation, cellular component: cytoplasm. Gene Ontology annotation, biological process: protein modification process. The record is from RefSeq and is a predicted model, not a curated record. Gene Ontology annotation, molecular function: protein-L-isoaspartate (D-aspartate) O-methyltransferase activity.